AACUUGUUCAUGUGACAGUCAUGUCCUUCGCAGCUCCUCCAUUUGCUCAGCCUCGUAUCGAACCCUCUUUGAAGCGUGUGAGGGUGCUGUUCGGGGGAAGCUAUGUAGUGGAUACGAGGGACGCAAAGCUGGUUUGGGAGAAGCCUCUUUAUCCAACCUAUUUCUUCCCAAUGUCAAAAAUGGACCCAUCGUGGUUCCACAAGUCUUCCAAGGAUAACCAGGAGCAUGGUAUCAAUAUUUAUGACUUAGUCGUCGGCGAUCGCAACGCUCCGGCCGCUGUGACAGCGUUCACUGGUGAGGCGAGCGACACUAAAGACUUAGCUGGGCUGUUCAAGAUCGAGUUCUCCUCUACCGAUGCGUGGUUCGAGGAGGACGAGCGAAUUUACGUUCAUCCCAAGGACCCCUAUAAGCGUGUGGAUGUGCUGCAGUCGUCACGCCAAGUACGCGUCACGCUCAAUGGUGUCGAGCUUGCCUCAACCAAUCGCCCUCGUUUGCUCUUCGAAACGGGUCUUCGCGUGAGGACGUAUAUGCCUCUCACGGACGUCCGUGUCGACCUCCUCAGGCCGUCUGACACAGUCACGGAGUGCCCUUACAAGGGGGUAGCCAAGUAUUAUAACGUUCAACUGCCGGAUGGGGAGGUACAUAAAGACAUUGUGUGGUACUACCGCACGCCGCAGCCUGAAUGUGGUCAGAUGGCGGGUUAUGUCGCCUUCUACGACGAAAAGGUUAAUGUUUGGGUCGAUGAAGAUGAUUAUGCUGAGGUUCCUAACGCUCGUGCCCGGGUCCAGUGAGGGGGGGUAGGAUGUUUUAAGGUGGAAAUUGUAUUCUGAAGCGCUUUGAAAGAUACAUGUACUCAUAUUUAAAGUUGUCCAACGGAGGCCAUAACGAUGCUGCCAUGAGUGAGCUUCUCAGAGCAUCAACGUUCAACCUCUGAAAAUAGAUAUUCACGAGUGUUGGCAUCACCCAUGGGCAAG
Molecule: messenger RNA, 974 nt
Organism: Suillus paluster
Lineage: Eukaryota; Fungi; Basidiomycota; Agaricomycetes; Boletales; Suillaceae
Exons: 4
Coding region: 21-791 (256 amino acids)
Source: RefSeq, a predicted model, not a curated record